Molecule: messenger RNA, 1546 nt
Organism: Kockovaella imperatae
Lineage: Eukaryota; Fungi; Basidiomycota; Tremellomycetes; Tremellales; Cuniculitremaceae
Product: DHS-like NAD/FAD-binding domain-containing protein
Exons: 8
Coding region: 168-1286 (372 amino acids)
Molecular function (GO): NAD+ binding
Source: RefSeq, a predicted model, not a curated record
GUGACUCACGCAGAUCUUGGCGGCGAUCUUGGCGGUCCAAGGACUGGAACAGCGGCGAUCACCGCUGAAACACGCUUUUCAUGCGUCAUUGCCGGUAAUCGAUCGACUGCCAAACAGGCGAAAUGCUGAAAAUUCAAGUUAUACCAGACUUCUAAAGGACCAUCGAGAUGGUCCGUAUAUCCAUCCCGACCCUUCCGCCACUCCCACCGCUUCCACCUUCAGCACUGACUCUACUUCCAGCGAGAGAAGCAGCUUCACACCUUGGGGAAUUUCUCGAUAAAGGCAAGGGCAAGACGGUGAUCUUGACCGGAGCUGGAGUCAGUGUGGAAUCUGGUAUUAGAGCAUACCGAGGAGAAGAUGGAACGUAUUCGAAUCCAAAUUACAAACCCAUCAUGUAUCAAGAGUUGAUACAGGAUUCACCGACCGGUCGGAUGUUUCGCAAGCGAUACUGGGCAAGAUCAUUUCUCGGUUACCCUCCAGUCAGGGAUGCACAGCCAAACCCGACACAUAUUUACAUCGCGGCUCUUCAAGUACUUGGACUAGCCCCGAGGCUCAUCACUCAGAAUGUCGACAAUCUCCAUCCUAAAGCUCUCAACCUCGUUACAUCCCAUCUCCCUUCUUCGUCCCUGAGCAACAGUCAGAUCCUAGAGCUUCACGGGACAUUGGCCAAAGUGCACUGUCUUGAACAUUCUCACACUCAACCACGAGACGAUUUUCAAGCUCAAUUAGGCCAUCUCAACCCUCUAUGGCAAGCUAAAGCUGAAGAAUCAGAACGAACAGGGGACAGACCUCGCACGAAUCCGGAUGGAGACGUCGAGCUUCCAGGCGCAGAUUUCAGAGAUUUCACCGUACCAGGCUGCAAGAUCUGUGAAGCGCAAGGCAAAGGGAAAGAUCAAGGUAUCGUCAAGCCGAAUGUGGUGUUUUUCGGAGAGACGUUACCGACUCACGUCAAGGAUACAUCCAUACAAAUGCUUGAAUCAGCCUCUCAACUCCUGGUCAUCGGUACAUCCCUCGCGACCUACUCUGCUUUUCGACUCGUCAAACAGGCCCAUGAACAAUCUUUGCCGAUCCUCAUGAUUUCUCAAGGUCCUUCAAGGGCUGAACGAGGUAUCAAAGGAUUCGGAGAGCAAAAAAUGGAUCGACAAGCCGGACCAGUCUUACGGGCGUACCUUAACGAACUGCUCAAGACAAAUUCGGGUCCAGAAGUGGAAGCAGUCAAGAGGGUCUUAGAUCAAGGGGUCGUCAAGCGUCCACCGGAAGUCGAAGGACCGCGAGCAGAGGGAUAGGCAUGGUCAUCGUGAUACAUUGCAUCUUAUUGGUACAAUCCUAUUUGAUACAGAGUCGUAAAAACGUCGCGUCGAUAGAUGGUCGUCAAUUGGUCUCGGACUCCUUUCCUUUGCCAAUCUUUCUCGCUUCAGCCUCUUCUUCCGCCUCUUUCGCCCGCAUCAAGAACAACUUUGCCUUCUUCUCCAUUGCCUUUUUCCGCUCAUCAAUGCUGUCCAGCAGCUCCUCAAAGCGAUGCAGAAUCUCUUCUUUCUCUGCUUGG